Messenger RNA from Saxophila tyrrhenica, 924 nucleotides. RefSeq lists its product as uncharacterized. Bases 1 to 924 code for a protein of 307 amino acids. The transcript has a single exon. The record is from RefSeq and is a predicted model, not a curated record. Lineage: Eukaryota; Fungi; Ascomycota; Dothideomycetes; Mycosphaerellales; Extremaceae.
AUGUGCCGCAUCCAAACCUACCACUUCACCACCUGCCGCCACACCCACACCGUCCGCCUCUCCCACUGCAACACCAACAUCAAAAUCAAGUACCCCUCCUCCCGCGUCCGAGCUGCAGAUGAAGAGGACUACGAGCUCAGCAUCGCCUGCCGCGGCGGCACUUCGGAACUCUACCACGCCAUCGCUGGUUUUUGCGACAACUGCUUCCGCGUCGAGGCUGAGGCCCAGCUGCUGGCGGUGUUUCUCUACGACCUCGCGCUGCUUGAAGACCACCCGGACCGCAUCAAGGCGCAGCAUGAGUUUGAGAAGGCGCUGAGCGAACUCGACCGCAUUCUCCCAAGCGGCCCGCUGAGGAAGCGCGCCCCAGCGCCGUCGAAGUCGUACAUCGAAUUGCACAAAGUCCCAAGAAAGCAGAGCCUAAUGCGCCGUGAAGUGCUGCGCAGCGACGUCAGGGGCUUCGAGCACGAAGGGUUCGAGAUGGACUACUCGCCCGGGGCCUGGGGGGCUGAGGUGCAGAAGAUAGCUCAGGGGUUUGUUGAAGAAGAGAGUGAGGAGUGGAUGCCGAGCAAGUUUAAGAACAAGAAGGGGGUGGUGUAUCAGGCGGCUGAGUGGGGUGGUGAUGAGAAGAGUGGUGAUGAGGGGUGGGGUGGGUCUUCGACUUCGAGCGGUGGUGAUGAUGAGGGCUGGGAUUCGGGGUCGACGUCUGACUCCAACACUACCGACGACGACGAGGGAAGCGAGUCUGAGUCUGAAGGCGAGACGAGCGACGAUGACGAAGAUGAUGAACCGACCACGCCUCCGAACGAGUCAUCCGAAGUUGACGAGGCGACGCCAGUCAAGCCGAAGAGCCUCCUCACAUUCGCCGAACGCAUCCGCCGCCGCGAGAUGGAUGCCGUUGAGCAGAUGAAGGUCAUCGAAGCCUGA